AAACCAAGCCCUGAGUGCUCAGAGAAUGAAAUUCCCGGAGAAUCCGUGGCUGCCCCAGGCCAGGCUGGAUGGGUUUGGAGCAUCCUGGGAUGGUGGGAUGGGUGGGAUUUGUGGGAUUUGAGGUUUGUUUUCCUUCCCACCCACAGCAGUCUGGAAUUCCCAGAUCCCUGAGUGCCCAGGCUGGGAAAGGGGAGCUGGACACGGAGCUAGGACAGGGAAGGGCAGCUCCAGGGGGGAUUGAGGGGUGGAAAAUCCUCCUGGAGUUCUGGGAAUUCUUCAGUUCUGUUUAAGGAGUGUGAAGAAGGGAAAUGGAUCCGAAUUUGGGGCUGUGGGUUUCGGCAAACCCAAAUCCCUGUGGGAAUCCAGGGAUGCCCAUCGGGAGACUCUGAUUAUGAGAUGUCUUUUCCAUAAAAUUGUGGUUAAAAACUAUGGAGAAGGUGAUUCCACAGACCUGUGGGGUGUUCCUCCCUCAGAAAACCUGGAUUUUCCAGGGAAGAACACUUCAGCAGUGCAUCGUUUUUUUGGCGGAUGGAUCCCACCGGAAUCUCCUUCCGAGCGUUUUCCUGGGAUGGCAGCAUGGGAACGAUUCCUGUGGAUCCAUCAGUGGAGUUUGGGGUCGGAUCCCUGAGGAACAAGAGCUCUCCCAACUCCUGUGGUUCCUUCCAAGGAUGGGAAUUUUAUCCAGAACCUCCUGCAGAGCUCUCAGGAUUUGCUGGACCUUCCCUGAGGGUUCUUCCUUGGAAUGUUCGGGGCUGUUGUGCCCCGGCUGUGACAUCAGAGCUGCUCCCAUGGGAACAGCUCCAGGGCCUGGUGUGGACAUGGAGUGACCAGAGCCCGACCAGCUCAGACCAGCCUGGAUUCCCAUGGAUCAGCCCCAGUAGAGUUGUGCCUCCAGCUCCACAUCCGGGAGGAUUUUCCCAGGUGGAAGGAUUAGAUCUGGUGGGAUGUCAGGGACAUCCCGAAGAACCUGGAAGAUUCAUGGAAUGAUUCCAGGCGGUUCGGAGUGCUGAACCCAGACACAAAAACACCUGGAAGAUGGAGCAGAGCCCCAUCGUGGUGAUCCUGCUGUGCACCCUGUGCGUUCCAGCGGCACUUCCCUUGGGAUCGGGAUCGGAGCUUCCCUUGGAACUGGUCUCGGAGCUUCCCUUGGGAUCAGAAUCAGAGCUUCCCUCAGGAGCAGGAAUGGAGCUUCCCUCGGGAUCGGGAAUGGAGCUUCCCUCGGGAUCAGGAUCGGCAUUUCCCUUGGGAUUGGGAUCUGAGCUUCCCUUGGAACUGGGCUCAGAGAUUCCCUUGGGAUCGGGAUCUGAGCUUCCCUUCAAACCGGGCUUGGAACUUUCCUCAGAACCGCAAUCGGGAUCGGAGCUUCCCUCGGAACAGGGCUCAGAGCUUCCCUCAGGAUUGGGAUUGGAGCCACCCUCGGAACCGGGCUCGGAGCUUUCCUCAGAACCGGGAUCUGAGCUUCCCUCAGAACUAGGAUUGGGAUCAGAGCCACCCUUGGAACCAGGCUCAGAGCUUCCAUCAGAACCGGGCUCAGAGCUUCCCUUAGAACCGGGCUCAGAACCUUCCUCAGAACCGGGAUCUGAGCUUCCCUCGGAACCAGGAUCGGGCUCGGAGCCUCCCUCGGAACGAGGAUCGGGAUCAGAGCUUCGCUCAGAACCAGGCUCAGAGCUUCCGUUAGAACCGGGCUCAGAGCUUUCCUCAGAACCAGGAUCUGAGCUUCCCUCAGAACCAGGAUCGGGAUCAGAGCCUCCCUCGGAACCAGGAUCGGGAUCAGAGCUUCCCUCGGAACCAGGAUCGGGAUCAGAGGUUCCAUCAGAACUGGGCUCGGAGCCUCCCUCGGAACCAGGAUCGGGCUCGGAGCCUCCCUUGGAACCAGGAUUGGGCUCGGAGCCUCCCUCAGAACCGGGCUCGGAGCCUCCCUCGGAAGCAGGCUCAGGCUCAGCUCUUCCCCCGGGAGCAGAGUCCGUCCUGCUGGGGCUGAAGGCCAUGGUGGUGGUGAACUCCACGCCUUGCAGCGUCACCUGCGGGCUGGGCGUGCAGCAGGAGCAGCUCUGCGAGUACAGCCCGGCCGGCGAGCGCCGCAACUGCUCCCUGGUGCGCUCCCGCUGCCUCCGCGAGUGGAUCUGCGGCCUCCGGCACCUCAGCGUUCCCGAGGGAAAACCCUUCCAGCUCACCUGCCUCUCCCCGGAUGCCGCCAGCCUGGAGGGACCAAAUUUCGGCUACACCUGGAGGUUCGCCCCCGGGCUCAUCACCACCAACGACCUCCUGUUCCAUCCCUUCCGCAAUUCCAGCCCUUCCCUGCGCUUCUCGCCGGCGCUGGAGUCGCAUUCCGGCACCUACCUCUGCGACGUGCAGGUGCUGAGCUCCUUCCAGCCUGUCAAGAGGAUCUACUUCGGCCUCAGGGUGAUCCCCAGGGAUCUGGUGGAUCUCGACUUCCAGAAAUCCCUGACUUGGGAGCAGCAGCUGGCGGCCAACGGGGAGGAGCCGCCGGAAAACGCCACGGGCCCCACGGAGUCGGAGAAGCGGUGGAAUUUUUGGGAGAAGCAGUGGUUUUAUGAGGUCGUGCUGGGGGUUGGGAGUGGGGUGAUCGUGGGGAUCCUGUUCAGCCUCGGGCUCUGCUGCCUGGGCAGGAUUUGCAGGAAAAGAGCGGCACUUGAAAUGAAUGAGGACUGACGCAAUUCCCUGUCUUUGGCUCUUUGUUAGGAUCAGGAAUUCCGGAUGGGAUUCUUGGGGUUGUCCACAGUUGGAGUUUGGUGAUCCUCACCUUCCAACUCAGGACAUCCCCAUGGAUCCCGUAACUAUUUAAUGGGAUAUUUGGAAUUUAUUUGCAACAGACACAGUUUAUAAAUGAAUAUUUUCAAAGCCACUUUGGAGCCUGGAUUUGGAAUUCAGGAAUUCCGGAUGGGAUUCUUGGGGUUGUCCACAGUUGGAGUUUGGUGAUCCUCCCAUUUCAAUUCAGGACAUCCCCAUGGAUCCCAUAACAAUUUAAUGGGAUAUUUAGAAUUUAUUUGCAACAGACACAGUUUAUAAAUUAAUAUUCUCAAAGCCACUUUGGAGCCUGGAUUUGGAAUUCAGGAAUUUGGGAUGGGAUUCUUGGGGUUGUUCACAGUUGGGAGUUUGGUGAUCCUCCCAUUUCAACUCGGGACAUCCCCAUGGAUCCCAUAACUAUUUAAUGGGAUAUUUGGAAUUUAUUUGCAACAGACACAGUUUAUAAAUUAAUAUUCUCAAAGCCACUUUGGAGCCUGGAUUAGGAAUUCGGGAAUUUGGGAUGGGAUUCUUGGGGUUGUCCACAGUUGGAUUUUGGUGAGCCUCCCCUUCCAACUCAGGACAUCCCCAUGGAUCCCGUAACUAUUUAAUGGGAUAUUUAGAAUUUAUUUGCAACAGACACAGUUUAUAAAUUAAUAUUUUCAGCCACUUUGGAGCCUGGAUUUGGAAUUCAGGAAUUUGGGAUGGGAUUCUUGGGGUUGUUCACAGUUGGAGUUUGGUGAUCCUCGCCUUCCAACUCAGGACAUCCCCAUGGAUCCCGUAACUAUUUAAUGGGAUAUUUAGAAUUUAUUUGCAACAGACACAGUUUAUAUAUGAAUAUUUUCAGCCACUUUGGAGCCUGGAUUAGGAAUUCAGGAUGGGUUUCUUGAGAUCGUCCACAGUUGGAUUUUCCAACUUCCCUUCCCGCUCAGGACAUCCCGUGGAUUCCAUAAAUAUUUAAUGGGAUAUUUAGAAUUUAUUUGCAACAGACAUUUUAUUAUUUAAUAUCUUCGGCCAUUUUGGAGCCGGAUUAGGAAUUUAAGAAUUUGGGAUGGGAUUCUUGGGGUUGUCCACAGUUGGAGUUUGGUGAUCCUCCCCUUCCCACUCAGGACAUCCCAUGGAUCCCAUGGAACUUAAUGGAAUAUUUAUCAUUUAUUUUCAAUGGACACAAGUUACUAUUGAGUCUUUUUGGCCACUUUGGAGCCUGGAAAGUCAGGACAGGGCUGGAGAACCUGUGCUGGAUUUCCAGCAGGUGCUUCCAGUGGAAUUCUGGAAUGAUCCAGCUGGGAUUUGGAGCACCCUGAGCCACAGAAAACAACUCCCAGCUCCUCUAAAGAGUUUUUCCUUUACCUCAAGGUCUUUGGAGUUUUUUAAAUUUCACUUCCCAUCCUUACUCCUGUCAAAUUUCCUCGGAUUUCCUUAAAUUUCUCCUGCCUUUCCAAGAAUUCUGGGGGGAUGGAGCUGCCCCAGGUCCGGGAUGAGAGGAAUGAGGUAAUUUUGUCGUUUCCCUCUGAUCCCAGGUCUGCUCCCAGCUGUGGGGACGAGGGAUGCCCCACUUCCCUCUGGAAGUUUAUUCCAUGACAUCCUGGAAAAAGCAUUUUCUGGAAUAUUCCUGGGUCGUGCAGGGCAGGGAGCACCGGGAGGCCGGAGAUGAGAGCUGGGCGGGUUUGAUCCUCUCAGAGCUCAGCUCAUCCCUAAAAUCCUUACAGGAACAGCUCAGUGGGGGUGGGAUCUUCCAUUUUUCCUGCUGAUUAAUGAGGAUAAACCAUUGGACAAUUCCAAUGAGGAAUUCUGCAGGGAGUGGAAACCAUGGAGGGACGUAUAAAAUACCUUUUUUUCCAAUUUUCUUUCAUAUUUGCUGUUUGUUGCCUUUUCCCCUGUGAGCUACAGGGACACCCAAAUCCAGGGAAAAGAAGAGCACAGCUCUAAGGUUAAAAAUUGAAAAAUUCCCGAGUUUUUCCUUUUACCAGACCAGCACAAAAAUACUUUGAUAUCGAAAAACAUGGGUAGGGAUGGAAAUAAUUUUAUUUAUUCAAAUGAAAACCAAACCAGGCACUACCCAGAGCUGAUUCCCAGCGGGUUUUUUUCACCUCCUGAACAUGGAAAAAUCGAGAGUGACCCAUCACAGCAGGCUGGGAGUUAAUGGUCCAGAGCUGCCCCAUCUGCAGGAGCCUCUCUGCUCUUUGUCAUGGAAAUUUCCGUGUCUUGGGCCCAGCUGGGAUUCCCAAAUCCAGCGGGAUGAAAGCUCCGGCUCUGCUGGGGAAGUCGGAGCGGGAGCCAAAAAUCUCCUUCAUCUUUGGCAUGUGGGGUUUGGUAAUUUUGAGGGGAACCAGAUGCUCAGAGCAGGGAAAACGAAUCCAUAAUUGGAGUUUUUAUUUGGAGACUGAGGGCUGGGAUGGCCACCGGGGUCCAGCUGUCACAAAGGGCCUUUAAUGGGAUUUUUUUGGGGAGUACUCUUUGAUUUUUGAAGGGUUAUUAAGGAUUGGGGGAUGUUUAUCAUAACAGGGGAAGGAAGGGAGAAGGAAGGAAAAGGGAAUAGCACAGGUUGGAGCUCAGUGCAAGUAGGGAAGUAAAAACCCUUGGAAGAGCAUCCCCAUCCCUCCUUUUUCCCCUUUUUCCCUGCAAAAUCAUCUUUUCUUCAUCACUGCCCCUGAAUUCCCACCAUAAAUGGCAGGAAUUUAGGGGAAAAAAGUCUCUCUCUGCUCUGAAUUGGUGCCUGAACUCCUUUUU
Molecule: messenger RNA, 5475 nt
Organism: Taeniopygia guttata (zebra finch)
Lineage: Eukaryota; Metazoa; Chordata; Aves; Passeriformes; Estrildidae
Source: RefSeq, a predicted model, not a curated record